Cladocopium goreaui is the source of this 1071-nucleotide messenger RNA. NCBI's taxonomy places the organism in Eukaryota, Dinophyceae, Suessiales, Symbiodiniaceae. The record is from the annotation of a GenBank genome assembly.
AUGUCCAAUGUGGCAAUUUGGCCCGUUGAAGAGGACUUGUUGAUGGCCACGGAUUUCGAAAAGACCUUCUCUGACAGCACCCUGGAGCCGGUGAUGUACAUCUCAGAGGACUCUUUGGCUUUGUUGGCUGCUGCUCCAAGAGAAGCCGUUGAUUCGCUCCUGGACCUUUGCUGCGGCAGCGGCGUACAAGGCAUCGUGGCGCUGCGCUACUACGCCAGCAGCGCCAGCUUCGUGGCCCGGGGUCCCGAGGGACCGGAAUUCUCGUUCCCCACGGUUCGUGCGCUUCAACUUGGCUUUGAACUGCCUGGCGCACAAGGAGUCGUGGAUAUGCAGCAUCAACAGCUGUUCCAAAAAGCGGAUCAGUUCAAGGCGCAGCUCAAGAAAGACUUGGGCAUCAACGUGGAAUAUGAUGGGAAGCCAAAUGGACCUGCAUCGUAUUCAUGGCAAUUGCCUGUGGAUCCUGGAGAACGAGCCCGGCUGAAGGCAGCCGUAGAGGCCAAGUUCACCGUCGAGGAGGUCGAAGUUAUGGAUGUAGAUGCAUCAGCACCAAGUCAACCGGAGGGCAAAGGGUAUGUUGUCAAGAUUGAUUUGAUGGCCAACAGUUUGCUAGGGCAUCUUCGUGGCCGAGCAGUACGCGAUGCUGUAUUGGGCUCCUUAUCACCCAUGCCUGCUGGGGCUGUGCUGGGGCAUGCUGUAGUCAUCGGUGGAAAAACGUUGAAGGUGCAUUUGAGUGAUGUGACAUUAGCUGCCUGGGAUGAUCUACACAAGAAGCUUCAGGCGCAUGGAUAUGUGCAUGUGUUGGCAGGUGAGGCACUCCAGGAGCAGCGCAAGCGGGAUGAGGUGACCCGUGCCAGUAAGAUGAGGCGAGCUGAAAUGUUGUCCGAUGUGGAAAGCAUGUUGGCUGGCACGCGAGAGCUUGCAGAGUUGCAUGGAGUCGGUGGCAAAGGCACCAAGCGACGUAGGUUUGCUAGGGUGCUUGGCCGGUGCUUGGAUCGCAGUUCCAGGGUUGCAGCCUACAAUCUGAGAGAAGCCGAGGAGGAGAACCCGGACUUGAGUGAUGAUGCUGACUGA